GGUUCCCAGGACCACGCCAGGGAAGAGCCACAGAGAGGGAGGUGUGGUAGUGGGGUGGCAGUGGGGGGGGGGGAGGAAAAUCAAGGCAGGGAAGCCAUGCUUCAAAUUCCAGAGCCCUUUGAAAGAAAACGGCAGAGAAAGGAAGCUUCCCCCUGCUUCGAGCAGCCCCCAGUCCCUUCACAGUAAGCCCUGAGGCCGUAGGAUGGUCUUGAAGGUGGUGGGUGCCCUGGUGCACCCCAAGGUCCCGCUCCCACCCCCACCCCCACUGCCAAGUGCGUGAAUGAAUGAGUUCCUCCCUGCACUGCACUGCACUCCACUACCGUUCCCAAUGGCGUCCAGCACUGCCAGUAACUCAAACCGUAGCACGCCUGCCUGCUCCCCGAUCCUCCGGAAAAGGUCCCGUUCGCCCACCCCGCAGAACCCCGACGGAGACACCAUGGUGGAGAAGGGCUCGGACCACUCCUCGGACAAGUCUCCGUCCACGCCCGAGCAGGGCGUGCAGCGUAGCUGCUCCUCACAAUCGGGCCGCAGUGGGGGCAAAAACUCCAAGAAAAGCCAGAGCUGGUACAAUGUGCUGAGUCCCACAUACAAGCAAAGAAAUGAAGAUUUCAGAAAACUCUUUAAGCAGCUUCCUGACACGGAGCGCCUCAUUGUUGAUUACUCCUGUGCACUCCAAAGAGACAUUCUUCUUCAGGGCCGACUCUACCUCUCCGAAAACUGGAUCUGCUUCUAUAGCAACAUCUUCCGCUGGGAAACUCUGCUGACUGUCCGUUUGAAGGACAUCUGCUCCAUGACGAAAGAGAAAACAGCUCGCCUCAUUCCCAAUGCCAUUCAAGUUUGCACUGAAUCAGAAAAGCACUUUUUCACAUCCUUUGGGGCCCGGGAUCGGACAUACAUGAUGAUGUUCCGGCUCUGGCAGAAUGCGCUCCUUGAGAAGCCACUGUGCCCUAAGGAGCUGUGGCACUUUGUACAUCAGUGCUAUGGCAAUGAGCUGGGCCUUACCAGUGACGAUGAAGACUAUGUGCCCCCCGACGAUGACUUCAACACCAUGGGCUACUGUGAGGAGACGCCUGUGGAGGAGAACGAGGUGAAUGACAGCUCAUCCAAGAGCAGCAUUGAGACCAAGCCAGAUGCCAGCCCGCAGCUGCCCAAGAAAUGUAUCACCAACAGCACCCUGACAUCCACUGGGAGUAGUGAGGCUCCAGUCUCGUUUGAUGGACUGGCCAUGGAAGAGGAGGUGCUGGAUGGAGAUGGUAGCCUGGAGAAGGAACUGGCCCUCGACAGCAUCAUUGGAGAGAAGCUGGAGAUCAUGGCGCCCGUGAACUCUCCGUCCCUGGACUUCAACGACAAUGAGGACCUCCCUACGGAGCUCAGCGACUCCUCUGACACCCAUGAUGAAGGGGAGGUGCAGGCCUUCUACGAGGAUCUGAGUGGCCGACAGUAUGUAAAUGAAGUCUUCAGCUUCAGCGUAGACAAGCUCCAUGACCUCCUGUUCACCGACUCUCCAUUCCAGCGUGACUUCAUGGAGCAGCGGCGUUUCUCUGAUAUCAUCUUCCAUCCCUGGAAGAAGGAGGAGAAUGGGAACCACAGCCGAGUGAUUCUCUAUACCAUCACCCUCACUAACCCACUGGCUCCCAAGAGUGCCACAGUCAGGGAAACGCAGACCAUGUACAAGGCCAGUCAGGAGAGUGAGUGCUACGUGGUGGACGCCGAGGUGCUGACGCAUGACGUUCCCUACCAUGACUACUUCUACACCAUCAACCGCUACACCCUGACUCGCGUGGCUCGAAACAAAAGUCGGCUCAGGGUCUCCACAGAGCUACGCUACAGGAAACAGCCCUGGGGCUUGGUGAAAUCCUUCAUUGAGAAGAACUUCUGGAGUGGACUGGAGGAUUAUUUCCGCCAUUUAGAAAGCGAGUUGACCAAGAUGGAGAGCACAUACCUGGCUGAGAUGCACCGGCAGUCCCCGCAAGAGAAGACCAGCAAGCCCACUGCCGUGCGGAGGAGGAAACGCACCCAUAGCCACCUGCGGGGGCCACACCUGGAGGAGGUGAUGAGCCCUGUGACCACACCCACAGAUGAAGAAGUGGGCCACAGGAUCAAGCACGUGGCAGGCUCCACACAAACCCGGCACAUUCCUGAGGACACCCCCACGGGCUUCCACCUGCACAGCGUGUCUAAGCUACUACUGGUCAUCAGCUGUGUGAUCUGUUUCAGUCUGGUCCUGCUUGUUAUCCUGAACAUGAUGCUUUUCUACAAGCUCUGGAUGCUAGAAUACACCACCCAGACCCUCACUGCCUGGCAGGGUCUGAGGCUCCAGGAAAGGUUACCCCAGUCCCAGACAGAAUGGGCCCAGCUUUUAGAGUCCCAGCAAAAGUACCACGACACUGAGCUCCAGAAAUGGAGGGAGAUAAUCAAAUCCUCGGUGAUGCUUCUCGAUCAGAUGAAGGACUCACUCAUCAACCUCCAGAAUGGCAUCCGGUCCCGGGACCCCACGGCAGAGAGCGAUGACAAGAGGAGCAGUUACCACUGAGCAGGCAGGAGCAGGGAGGCUGCCGCGGCCCGUGCAAUACGUGUACAUAGACCCUAUAAAUAUAUAUAUGAAUAUAUAUAUACAGAAUAUAAAUAUAUAUUAUAUACAGAUUUUAAAACAGAGAGAACGCCUAUGUACCAGGGAGAAGGAGUGGCCCCUCUGCAUGGCUGGCGGCUGGGCCCGCCGCCCUGCAGCCCUGCACCCCCCUCCCCACUCCUCACCCCCAUGUCCAUCCCUCCCUCCCCUGUGCCGGGAACAGCGGCUGAGCCAAAGUCAUGCCCAUGAAGGCCCCAGGUCUUGAAAAGAACCUCUUGGGGCAUUGCUUCAGGUGCUUCACCCCUAUCCCUUCCCCUGGCCUGUCACCCCCCAGUGAAAGAGAAUUACCCUGAUCCCCCUUCUGUGCUCCCCAGUGGGUGUCUUGGGCUCCAGGAAGCCUAAGGCAGGAAACCAGCCUCAGCUCCCCCUACCCUUCCUGUGGGGCAUACCCCCAGGGUUGGGGGAGAUACAGGGGGAGCCAAGGGGCAACAGCCAGGGGAUGGGGCGCCCAAGGUUUUGUGUCUUGAGGUUCAGCUGCCCCAGCACCUUGCUAUGGCUAGGUCCUGUCUGGACCCUGUAAGGGCUGGGGGUGGAAUUAUGCUUCCCUCCCCCCUUCUCUCUGGACUGGCCCCAGGCUGGAUCUGGGCAAAGCCUCCCUUCUUAGUGCCUAAACCCCUGUUGUUCCUCUGCACUCCAGCGUGGGGUGCACUAGCCAGGGUGGAGCAUAUCUGAACUUGCAAAACCUCUUCGUGGUUGGGAGUCAGGUAGGGGAGGUUCUGAGUGUGUUUCUUGGAGCCUGCCUGUUUGAUUCCCAGGAUGAAUCAGGGUUCUCCCUCUCCCCCCCCAACCUCACCCCCGGAUUAGAGAGAGUAAUGCCCUCCUCAGCAUUAUUUGACUUGUGGGAGGGCCUUGCUCGCCCCAGAGGGCUAUGCAGCCAUGGGCAUCAGGCCCUCAGCUAGCCAUUGGCACCUCAUCUCGGUGGAGGGACAGCUGGGUUUCAGACGCCAUCCCCCGUGUAUGCAUGCUCAGGAAGACACCUUCCAAGGCUGAGCGUUUGGUAAAGGUGCGUAGAAGGCCGCAGAAAGCCAAAUCCAAGGAACUGUCCAGGCACCCAGCUGCUGGCUCAGUGCUCCAGACCUGGGCAUGGGCACCAGCAGAGGGAGCCCAGUUCCUGCUUCUUCCAGCCCAGAGAGAUUCGAGAUGACUCAGGAGAAGAAAGAGGGGCAAGAUCUCUCCAGGGCUGCUCAUUGGUGCAUCUUUCCACCCUCUGGAGCUCUUCAAGAUGCAUCUGCCAUCUUCAAACGAUACCCGGAUGGUUCCUGCUCUGCCCAGUGGAGCUGGUGAAGAGUCCCAGGAAGGCCGGGUUGGCAUGGAGACUGCUGCCAUUUUGCUUGAGCUUGUGGGCCUCUCCUGAUGCCAGAGGUGAGGGAAGGAAGCGUCACCACUCAUCUCCUACCCAAGAAGAGCAAGUUGAUUACUUUCUCGGACCAGCCUCUCCCACCAUCUGCCUGAGACCUUGGCCCAGCAAUUCCACUAUCAGGACAGGAGGAGAUGCCUAUGGAUUCACCCGAGAAGACUCUGUGGAUGUGAGGACACAAUUGAAUGUCAGGACUGUUAAUAUGCAGGGGUGCAGGACCCAGUGAGGGGUACCAAGCCGUGUUACUGGGCAGAGCCAAGGAGGAAUGAUGCAAAAUGCUAGAAACAUCCCCAACAUAGUAGCCAAGAGCCAAUAUCAUUCCCAGACCCUUUAGAAAGCAAAACCCAUUUUUAAACUCUUAAUUUAUUCCAUAGGCUUUUAUUUAUUUAAAUUAUUCAUUGAGUAACUGCCUCAUGAUAGGACUUUGGAAUGGCUUAGAAAGGUGCUUUGAGGGGUGAAGGCAUGGGGUCUGAGCCUAUUCACGACUUAGUUCAUCUGUGCUUUGCUAUCGGGACCAUUCAGGGGAGGAGCAGGCGGUCUGUUCAAGGAAACCUGCUUUGGGGCGGUCUGGACCCAGGCAAUAAUGAAUGAGUUCAAAGAGAAGGUACACUUGGGGUCGGUACUGCAGAAUUAUAGAUCUCCCAUGGGCAUGUCUGCCAGCUGUGGGCCCAUUGCUUGGAACGGGAAUCCAGGUACGCCAGAAUCCACAAGAAAUCUGGUUGGGCACUGUCUAACUCUGUGCUUGUUUCUGUUCACAUAACUGGGGGGAGAGAGGAGUCCCUGUGGACUUGACCGUAGAGCUGCUUGGGGUCAGAAUUGGCAGUGUCUCACCAGGACAGCUGUGUCCAGGCUGCAGGCUCCAGCCUCCCACUGGCCUUGGAGCAACUGGUCAGGCCUGCUUCCCUCAACACCUCCUGAAAUGGGAUUGCAGCUAACCAGGGAGCUCAAACAGAAGACACGAGAUUCUGUCUCUAGCAGCAAAACUUAGCCCAGAGCCUGGUGGGGUUCCGGCUCUGUUCCCACUCAAGUUGCUCCCUCCUGAAUUUCCAAUGGGAGGGUUGAGCUAGAGGACCUGUAGGGUAGAUUCCAGUGUUCACUUAGUCUUUGGGGCUGGGCAGGAAAUGGGCAAGAUUUGGAUUUUGACAAUGACCUGGUGCUUAGAUCUAUCCAGUGUUUAGAGAAGUGAAGGGGGGAGUGUUUGAUUCUCAGGGAGGUCAGAUGAGUUCAGGUUUUUAUGGAGGUCUAGUGAGAGAGAAGGAAGGAGAGGGAGGCUCGGGCAUAUUGUCUGGUCAGUAUUAACCUAGAAGAGCCUUUCUAUCUUCUGUGCCUCAUCUGAGUUGGGCAGAGAUCUUUCCUGGGACUCUCGAGGCAAUAGGAAGGGAAAAGAACCAGAAGGCUGGGACAUCUUACACCCUGGACUAUAAAGUCUCUCUCACCAUUCUUCCUUGCCUGAGGAAAUAAAUGGUGGCAGGAGUCUUUGGGUUCAGCCCAGACCUGGUUGGGAUUAAGAUUAAUUUAAUCUGUGCAGCCCAGGUUUACAGCCUUGGGAGAACACACUGAAGAGAAUCAAGAGCUCUCCCGAGGAAAGCGAGGAUAGGAGCAAAGUCUGCAGCUGGGCUGGCUGGACGCCUUCACAGGCAUGACUAGGGGGAAAUGUAGCAGAGCAGAGCAGCUUUUCUGGCUGAUGGUGGCCUCCAAAGGGCCCUUCCCUUGCCAUUCCUCAUUGCUUCUCUAGCUCAGCAGAGCACCUGCCUUCCUCCUAAGAACCCCAGGAGAAAUCAUCCUUUUGUCCUGUCUCCCAGGCAAUGGAGGUGCCCCUCAUCCCCAGACCCUCCCUGUCCCACUCCCUCAGCACCCUUAAGAACUCUUUCAUCUCUCUGGCUCCAGGCCCUGCUGUCUAGGCUCUGGGACAAUCAUCCCAUUCACCCCAGCUGCCUUGACUCUGGGCCCCACGGUUCAACAGGCUGGCCCUACUUCCUUCUACCGCUGGGUUUUCUUCCAAAUGAUGCAUUUUGGGAUCCGGGCGGAGUGUGGUGGUGGUGGUUUGUUCUGGAAGGCCGUCUCUCCACCCCUCUGCUUCCCUGCCACAGGGUAGACAUUUGCACACGGUUAAGAGUGCCCUGUCUCACCUCUCUGCCCACCCUCAUUACCUCACUCCUGCUUCAGCCAUGGCCUCCCUGGGCCCAGCCAGCUCUGGUUGUAUCCAGGCAGCAGCUCAGGGGUCUUGGACUGCUUUCUCUCAUGAUUUAAGACCCUCAGCUGGCCUGGGAUCCUGAACUGGAUGGAGCCUGAGCCUCUUCGAGAAACACCUUUGCCUGCUAAGAGGAACUGCUGCCAGACAAUCUCCCCUACAUGUGACGGCAGAAAAGACGUUGUCUGUCUACCCCUUGCUCGGCAACACUGUGAGACAUUACAGGAGCCAGUAGGGGGAAUCUCAUCUUGAGGUAGGGCCAUGGCCCUGGACUUGGGUGCCCCAUGCCGAGGUCAUAUCACUGAUGCAACCAUUUUGCCAACAAUUGUGUUUCCCCCCAACAUCUCCCAGCCGCACUGUAGGGCCAGACCACUCUCUGCAUGCACACACCAUCUACCCAAACCCAUGGUGCUUACCCCCACACAUGCACUCGACCGAGACCUGUGGGGAAGACUGGACCAGAGGCCAGAGUGGCCCCUAGAGCUUCCUGACACAGGGUAGGGGUGGGAUGAGGCCAAGGGUGGCAGCCCUCACCAUGCACUGGGCCAUCUCUGGGCGGGAACAUGACCCGGCUGCAUUUGAGUGGUCUGACCACCUGUAUUAGGGCCCCUCGCUGUACUUGACCUGGCGCUGGGCGCAAGGGCUGGAAAUGUACUACUAGUUCCUAGAAACAUACCAGGCUUCCCAGCCAAAUCAAUGUCAAAUAGCUAGAAUCCUGGAAGUAAAGUAUGAAUUAAAAGACCAAUUCUUGAAUUACCAA
Molecule: messenger RNA, 6937 nt
Organism: Suncus etruscus (white-toothed pygmy shrew)
Lineage: Eukaryota; Metazoa; Chordata; Mammalia; Eulipotyphla; Soricidae
Gene: GRAMD1B
Product: GRAM domain containing 1B
Exons: 20
Coding region: 281-2533 (750 amino acids)
Biological process (GO): intracellular sterol transport
Cellular component (GO): endoplasmic reticulum-plasma membrane contact site; endoplasmic reticulum membrane; plasma membrane
Molecular function (GO): sterol binding; sterol transfer activity
Source: RefSeq, a predicted model, not a curated record